Messenger RNA from Aspergillus saccharolyticus JOP 1030-1, 850 nucleotides. RefSeq lists its product as uncharacterized. NCBI's taxonomy places the organism in Eukaryota, Fungi, Ascomycota, Eurotiomycetes, Eurotiales, Aspergillaceae. Bases 1 to 711 code for a protein of 236 amino acids. The transcript has 3 exons. The record is from RefSeq and is a predicted model, not a curated record.
AUGGAAGACCCAACCUCCGAGAUCACCACCAUAAUUCACCACCUCACGCAGGGUAGCCCGCAAGACCAAGAGCGCACCAUUCAGAAGUUCUUCACCCCGUCUGCCUCUUUUGUGCACCCCUUCUGCCGCGUGUGGAGCUCUCCGGGCAGCCGGUGGUUCAUUGAGAAGAUUUAUCAGUGGUACAAGAUCAUGUCUCCGAGGAUUGAGAUGGAGGUGCAAUCUGUUGCAUACGACAAACCCAGCCAAAAACUCUACCUAACCAUGUCCCAAAUCUUCUCCAUCUGGCUGGUCCCCUUCCACGUGGCCCCCGUCACGCUGACCACCGUCCUGUCCCUAACCACCGACCCGGAAGACGGACGGACCCCGCUCCAAGGGUCCGGAAAACGCUACUACAUCAAAAAGCAAGAGGACUUUUAUCAACCCUCCGAGUUCAUCAAGUUUGUGCUGCCCUGGGGCAUUGGGCAGUUGCUUGUGCUGGCGGCGCAGACGUGGGCGACGCUGUUCUGUAUCGUCGGAUGCGCGGUGUUUUGGCCGCUGGUGUGGUUGGAGGAGAAGGGGGUGGUGCCCGGGCGGGUGCUGCGGAAGGGGAAUCUCGGGGGGGAUGUGGUGGGGUGGGAGAAGAGGCGGUUUUUGGGGGUGAAUGGGUGCGAUGAGGAUCAGGAUCAAGAACAACGGGGUAAGAAUGGUGGGGAGGGGAAGAAGGUCGAGUAAAUCAACUGGGUUGCGUUGCUUUUGAUUGUAGGAUGGAUGACUGACGGAAGUGUAUCGUAACUAGUUAUAUCAGACGUGAUUUUGUGCGACUAUUACUUCAAGUUGAAUGGGGCAAGCACAAUGAAAACUUAUGUUCUUG